Messenger RNA from Phaedon cochleariae (mustard beetle), 2199 nucleotides. NCBI's taxonomy places the organism in Eukaryota, Metazoa, Arthropoda, Insecta, Coleoptera, Chrysomelidae. The record is from the annotation of a GenBank genome assembly.
AAAUUCUUGACUUUGAACGAAGACUUUUCAGUGGAAGUCGACGAAACAUUUUGCUUGCAACUGAACCAAGUACCGACAUAUUUGCAGCUGGAAAUUUAUGAACAGCCCAAAUCAUUGCUGAAGAAAAAAAUAGCAGAAGUCAGUAUUAAUAUGCCGAGUGCCAAGUCCAAUAAGAAAUUGCACAGAAAGUAUUUCGAGAAGAAUGAAAUUGUGCAUUACAAACAUGAAGGGGUAGGAAGCGGAACGAAUUUGAAAACAGCAAUGGAAAAAUUCGGGGUGAAAUUAGCGGACGAUAUGAAUUUGGAACUGAAAACUGCUGGUUACUUGGAAUAUUCUAUCGAAUGGGAGAAAACUGCUAAGAAAGAAGAAAAUACCGAAAUGAAGACGAGGAUGAAUUUUCUGAACGAAAUAAUGGAUAAGAACUUUGUUGUGGAUGGAAGCAAGUUGAAGGAACUUUUAGAUUCAAGUGAUUGGGAAAUAUCAACUAAAGAAGAUAUGAUGGCACAUACUGAUGGUAAACAUUUCAGGUUAAACCCGCAUCAAGAUUCUUUAACCUUUUGUAACAUUCGAGAGAUAGAAGAAAAUGUACGGCUCAAAAUCCUGCAGUUGAGAGAUCAAAAAGAGAUAGAAUUUGAUGGAAUACCUAUCCCUAAUAGGGUCAAAGAAAUACCAUUCAACGUCCUCGCCGAUUAUAAGAGAAGAAAAAUGACUGAGGAAAGGGGCCUAAACUUUGAAGAAUUCGACGAAGAAGACGUAGAAGUUCAAAGAAGAUUCGGAAGAAAGUUUUUGAAACAGAUUUAUAUCAGGACGUUCCAGCUUUGUAAAAACACAGAGAAUAAUUUAGACUAUGAGAGUGUUAUAGAUGAGAGAUAUAUGAUAUAUUUUCAUUUAAUGGUGAAAACUUUACUGCGCAACAUAUUAAAUUGGUUUAGGUGGCGACCAAAAAUCAACAAGCCACUACCGAUCUUGGAAAAAAAGAUUGACGAUGGCGUACAAGAAAAUAGCUCAAAAACGACCAAUAAAUUCCUAAUAUAUCUGAAAAUUAUUUCGGCCAAAAAUUUGCCCAGUAGAUUGAAAACAACUUUCAAUGAAACAGAAUCUGUUGAAAAUGAAGUUCAGCCGCUUGUGAAAGUUGGCUACAAAAAUUUGACAGCUACAACCACCACUAACACAGGCUCAAAUCCUACUUGGAAUGAAAUAUUGACAAUACCUCUAGAGUCAACUAAUACAGACUAUUUAAAUCCAAAUUCUCUGCAUGGAAAUAUCAGUGUUAAUAUUUUUGAUGAGAGUGAUAUCGAGAUAAAGAAGCUCAAUAAAAAAUGUGUCAAUUGGUUAGGAGGUUUCAAUAUUUCUGUUUCUGCUAUUUGUUCUUCAAGUACAAUGAACGGGUUUUUUCAAAUCAAACUUCCUCACAUUCUGUUGGGAUACAAAAUGGAAGGAGACAAACAGAAGAGUAAUACAGCUCAAAAAAUGUCAAAUGGACCCUCUUAUCACAGUUAUCUAGAGAUGGAAAUCUAUGUAGAACCUAAAGUGCCAAAAUUGAGCCCAAACAUGGAAGAACUACCUUGUGGUGAUAUUCCGUACAUACAUGACCACGUCUUGAGAUGGAACAACAAGUACAAUCAGAGCUAUCCAGACCGAAAAUUUAACGCUCUAACAUUGGACGCCCAUGGAAAAACAACCUGUGUGACAAGAUUCAUCAAACCAUUGGAACCACCACAAAUAAAUCAAGAAGAAUUUGAUGUGUCCAUCGAACAGUGUCUGAGAUAUGUUUCUUUGAUACCGUACACCGAUUGCAACCAGUUUUACAACUGUGUUUGGUUAUCCACAGACCAACUGGUCAACUUGAUGAUAGGCUCAAUAACAGACCAUGCCAUAGCCUUGACAUGCUAUUUGUUGUCUCUCAAAGUGGAUGUUUGGCUUUUACUAGGCUAUGGUAUCCCACAUGGGAAUACAGCAUAUGUCUUACUAAGAGAACAUAGUACAGAUACAGGCUUGCCAAUGUACUAUAUAUUGGAUGUAGUUUAUGGAGAGAAAUACAACUUGACUGAUGAAUACAGUCCACUGCAGAGAGUCUUUUGUGUAAUCAACAGCAGUAAUGUGUGGGGCAACAUUCAGAAUACAGAUAACAUGAAUCUCACAAGGUUUGAUCUGAGUAGAAAAUCAGAUUGGUUACCUUUAUUUAAUGAUGAGUGCACU